Saccharomyces eubayanus is the source of this 2211-nucleotide messenger RNA. RefSeq names its product Dur3p (gene DUR3). Lineage: Eukaryota; Fungi; Ascomycota; Saccharomycetes; Saccharomycetales; Saccharomycetaceae. The transcript has a single exon. The coding region runs from base 1 to 2211 and encodes 736 amino acids. Gene Ontology annotation, cellular component: plasma membrane. Gene Ontology annotation, molecular function: urea transmembrane transporter activity; putrescine transmembrane transporter activity; spermidine transmembrane transporter activity. The record is from RefSeq and is a predicted model, not a curated record. Gene Ontology annotation, biological process: urea transmembrane transport; spermidine transport; putrescine transport.
AUGGGUGAAUUUAAACCUCCACUGCCUCAAGGUGCGGGGUAUGCUAUUGUACUAGGCCUAGGGGCUGUUUUCGCAGGAAUGAUGGUGUUAAUAACCUAUAUGCUUAGACGUUAUCAAAAAGAAAUUAUUACUGCUGAAGAAUUUACCACUGCCGGUAGAUCGGUAAAGACCGGUUUAGUGGCGGCGGCUGUGGUUUCCAGUUGGAUUUGGUGCUCUACGUUGUUGACUUCAUCCACAAAGGAAUACGCAGAUGGUAUAUUUGGUGGGUACGCAUAUGCCGCCGGUGCUUGUUUCCAAAUUAUUGCGUUCGCCAUCUUGGCUAUUAAGACCAAGCAAAUGGCUCCCAAUGCGCACACAUACUUGGAAUUAGUGAGAAAAAGAUAUGGUAAGAUUGGUCAUAGUUGCUAUCUGUUUUACGCCAUUGCAACCAACAUUUUGGUCACUUCUAUGCUUUUAACUUCAGGGUCCGCUGUUUUCAGUGACUUGACCGGGAUGAACACCAUUGCAUCUUGUUUCUUACUACCCGUCGGUGUUGUCGUUUAUACUCUGUUUGGUGGUAUCAAGGCAACUUUUCUAACCGACUAUUUGCACACUUGUGUCAUCAUCAUCAUUGUUCUCGUAUUUGCAUUUAAAGUUUAUGCCACUAGUGAUAUUUUAGGUUCGCCGGGCAAAGUUUAUGACUUAGUUCGUGAGGCUGCUAAGAGACACCCAGUCGACGGUAACUUUGAAGGUGAGUAUAUGACUAUGACAUCUAAAUCCGCCGGUAUUUUAUUGAUCAUUAAUCUGAUCGGGAAUUUCGGUACCGUUUUCCUUGAUAACGGUUAUUGGAAUAAAGCCAUUUCUGCUAGUCCUGCAGCAAGUUUGAAAGCUUACGCCAUGGGUGGGUUAGCAUGGUUUGCUGUGCCUUCUCUUAUUUCAUUGACCAUGGGUUUAGCAUGCAUUGCAGUGGAGACCUCUCCAAAUUUCCCCACAUAUCCUGAUCCACUAACUUCGUUCCAGGCAAAUUCUGGGUUGGUUUUGCCAGCUGCCGCAAUUGCCAUCAUGGGUAAAGGAGGUGCAGUGGCAUCGCUGCUGAUGAUCUUCAUGGCCGUCACGUCUGCCAUGUCUGCUGAAUUGAUUGCCGUGUCAUCUGUUUUCACUUACGAUAUCUAUAGAGAAUAUAUCGAUCCUCGUGCAAGCGGUAAGAAACUGAUUUACACCUCGCACUGUGCCUGUAUCUUUUUUGGUCUUGCCAUGAGUGGAUUUUCUGUCGGACUGUACUAUGGUGGUAUUUCCAUGGGCUAUAUUUAUGAAAUGAUGGGUAUAAUUAUUAGUAGUGCAGUGUUGCCUGUGGUUUUGACUUUGUGCUCUAAAGACAUGAAUGUAGUUGCCGCUGUGGUGUCCCCAAUUUUAGGCACAGCUUUGGCUAUAAUGUCAUGGUUGGUUUGCACCAAGUCACUUUACCAUGAACUAACUGUGGACACAACAUUCAUGGAUUAUCCAAUGCUAACAGGUAAUUUGGUAGCUUUAUUGUCACCAGCUAUCUUUAUUCCUAUUUUGACUUAUUUCUUUAAACCGCAAAAUUUCGACUGGGAAAAAUUGAAGGAGAUUACCAGAGUAGAUGAAUCUGAAGAAUUGGCUCAAGCUGAUCCCGAUAUUCAGAUUUAUGACGGUGAGCUUAAUGCUAAGGGUCAAGAAGAAGAAACAAAUUCCCUGACUUCUGCAGAGAAUGAAAAAAAUGAUGUUAGAGUAAAUAAUGAAAAAUUGAAUGACCUCAACCUCGGUGUCGUGAUAAGUAAUGCCAUUAUGCAAGAAAGUGGAACCGAGUUACAAGAAGAAUUAGACGAAGAACAAAAGGAACUAGCCCGUGGUUUAAAAAUUGCCUACUUCCUGUGUGUAUUUUUUGCCUUGGCAUUUUUAGUGGUUUGGCCCAUGCCCAUGUAUGGUUCCAAGUAUAUCUUCAGUAAAAAAUUCUUUACCGGUUGGGUCGUGGUAAUGAUUAUCUGGCUUUUCUGUAGUGCAUUUGCCGUUUGUAUUUAUCCACUCUGGGAAGGCAGACAUGGUAUAUACACAACAUUGCGUGGGGUAUACUGGGAUUUAUCUGGCCAAACCUAUAAACUAAGGGAAUGGCAAAAUUCUAAUCCACAAGAUCUGCAUGUAGUAACAAGCCAAAUCAGCGCAAGACUGCAUACACAAUCGUCUCAAUUCGGACAGGUUGACGAAAUCAUUUAA